This is a messenger RNA of Penicillium angulare, 642 nucleotides long. Its product is annotated as putative BAP31 domain protein. NCBI's taxonomy places the organism in Eukaryota, Fungi, Ascomycota, Eurotiomycetes, Eurotiales, Aspergillaceae. The record is from RefSeq and is a predicted model, not a curated record. Gene Ontology annotation, cellular component: endoplasmic reticulum membrane; endoplasmic reticulum. Bases 1 to 642 code for a protein of 213 amino acids. The transcript has 4 exons. Gene Ontology annotation, biological process: intracellular protein transport; endoplasmic reticulum to Golgi vesicle-mediated transport.
AUGACUCUUUACUACAGUCUUGUUUUCAUGCUCCUGGUGUUUGAGAUGGGCGUCUUCUUGGCCCUCAUCAUCCCUCUGCCAUUCACCAUCAAACGCAAGCUUUUUGCUUUCAUCUCGGAGAGCCCCAUUAUCGCUAAGCUUCAAUACGGAUUGAAGAUCACUUUCAUCUUCAUCUUGAUUCUUUUCCUCGACAGCGUCAACCGCGUGUACCGGGUCCAACAGGAGCUCGCUGCCUUCACCAAGGAUGGCGCCGGUCUUGGAGCUGCUCAUCUCGGCACUGACCGUAUGGAGGUGCAGGCCCGCAAAUUCUACUCGCAACGCAACAUGUAUCUCUGUGGCUUCACUCUUUUCCUUUCCCUGAUUCUCAACCGAACCUACACCAUGAUUCUGGAGGUCCUUCGUCUCGAGGACCGCGUCAAGCUUCUUGACGGCGACAAGAAGGCUGGUGGCAAGGACUCCGCCCGUCUUGCUGAGGCUGGAUCUGUUGGCGAGAUUGGCAGCUUGAAAAAGAAGCUCGCUGAGAAGGACCGUGAUAUCGAGACCCUGAAGAAGCAGUGUGAGGGCUUGACCCGUGAAUAUCACAAGCUUGGUGAUGAGGUUUCUGUCGGCAAGGGAGAUAAGAACGAGAAGAAGGGUCAGUAA